This is a messenger RNA of Aspergillus oryzae RIB40, 1722 nucleotides long. Its product is annotated as putative extracelular serine carboxypeptidase. Gene Ontology annotation, molecular function: serine-type exopeptidase activity; dipeptidyl-peptidase activity. The record is from RefSeq and is a predicted model, not a curated record. Lineage: Eukaryota; Fungi; Ascomycota; Eurotiomycetes; Eurotiales; Aspergillaceae. Gene Ontology annotation, biological process: proteolysis. The transcript has a single exon. Bases 1 to 1722 code for a protein of 573 amino acids.
AUGCAUUCGUCGCUGAAAUUGCUGUUGUCAGCAGCGUCUCUGCUCCCAUUGGCGCAGGCAUUCCAGUACACGCCCUUGCAACUGGCAUAUCCCGAGCUGCGCGCAAAGCAACAAUUGACCCCGGAAUCAGCGGUGAAACAGCAAUCAACAACAGCUGAAUACCCUGAGUACUAUCUCUCGGUGCCUGUGGACCAUUUCCACAAUGACUCGCGCUAUGCACCGCACAGCGACGACCAUUUCGACCUGCGAUACUGGUUCGACGCCCAAUACUACAAGGAAGGGGGCCCGGUGUUUGUGAUCGCCGCCGGAGAAACCGACGCGACCGACCGGUUCCCUUUCUUAUCGCAGGGCAUUGUCACCGAACUGGCUUCUGCAUAUAACGGCAUUGGAGUGAUUCUGGAGCAUCGCUAUUACGGCAAAAGUUACCCGGUAGCCAAUCUGACGACGGAGAAUAUUCGAUUUCUGUCAACGGACCAGGCAUUGGCCGAUUAUGCCUACUUUGCUUCCAACGUCGUUUUUCCCGGGCUAGAGCAUGUAAAUCUCACAUCUAAAACGACUCCCUGGAUCGCCUAUGGUGGAUCGUAUGCCGGCGCCUUUGUCGCCUUCCUGCGCAAGCUCUACCCCGACGUCUACUGGGGUGCUGUCUCUUCUUCGGGUGUCACCGAAGCGAUCAUCGAUUUUUGGCAAUACUACGAGCCGAUUCGCAAAUUUGGCCCGUCCGAUUGCAUCUGGUCGACCCAAACAUUCAUCGACGUCGUAGACCGCAUCUUAAUCGACCAUGCCGACAACAAAACGCUGGGCCAGCAACUGAAAACUUCACUGGGGGUCAGUCCGGACAAGGAUGACGUCUCGUUCGUUUCACUUCUUUCUUCCGGCCUUGAUAGUUUCCAAUCACGCAAUUGGGAUUCCAAUAUCGGUAGCUACUCCUUCCGAAGCUAUUGCGACAACAUCACCAGCUCAGACUUGUUGUAUCCCGACACCGAGGCCGUAAAGCCCACCAUCCAGGAACUUAUCGAGGUGGCCGGAUAUGACGCAACUAACUCCAGCUUCGUGAACGGGUUCUUGAAUCACGUCGGCCUUUUCAAGAAAUCCAUCUCCAGUGAUGAGGAUUCGGCUGAGACCGAACAGUCCGAUUCAUCCGAUCCCAAGUCGCUCCCCAAAGACGACGGUACCAGUUGGGAAUACCAGGUUUGCACUGAAUGGGGUUAUUUCAUGUCCGGUGCGUCCGUGCCGAAGGAUAUCAUGCCUCUGAUCUCGCGCGUUUUAGACGUUGCAAGCGUAUCAACCUUCUGCGAGACGACAUACGGAAUCACCUCUCCACCCAACGUGACAAACAUCAACAAACACGGCGGAUUCAACUUCUCUUACCCGCGAGUAGCUAUCAUCGAUGGUCUGGCGGACCCAUGGCGUGAUGCGACACCGCACGCUGAUGGCACGAAGGAGAGGGAAUCCACCGACGACGAGCCAUUCAUUCUGAUCGAUGUUCCGGCUGAGGAUGUAUGGGACGGUAUCCGGGGUGCAGUACACCACUGGGAUCAGAAUGGCCUUUCCAAGACAGAUGAAGGCAAGGGUCAAGAGCCUCCGGCGGCUAUUGUGGAAGUGCAGAAAGAGGUCCUACGGUUCAUCGGCGUGUGGCUCGACCAGUGGAAGAAGCGUUCUAGAGAUUCCUCUCGGCCACUUGGGGGAAUUAGGGGUCCUGGGCGUAGCCAGGUGCCACUCUAA